This is a messenger RNA of Nematostella vectensis (starlet sea anemone), 4442 nucleotides long. RefSeq names its product cyclin-dependent kinase 12. Gene Ontology annotation, biological process: positive regulation of transcription elongation by RNA polymerase II; protein phosphorylation; transcription elongation by RNA polymerase II. Gene Ontology annotation, molecular function: ATP binding; RNA polymerase II CTD heptapeptide repeat kinase activity; cyclin binding. Gene Ontology annotation, cellular component: nucleus; cyclin/CDK positive transcription elongation factor complex. The transcript is spliced from 9 exons. The record is from RefSeq and is a predicted model, not a curated record. Lineage: Eukaryota; Metazoa; Cnidaria; Anthozoa; Actiniaria; Edwardsiidae. The coding region runs from base 30 to 3341 and encodes 1103 amino acids.
UGAUUGAAUUUACACAUAUUGUUUCGAAGAUGCCGAGCUCUCGACAUGAAAAAGUUCGUAGCCCCAAUGCAGCACGAAACCAUAGCAAAAAAUCCUCUCAUAAGCCAAAGAAAAGUAAGAAAAAAUCUAGACAGGGGAACUCGACUGAAAAGCUCAAAGAGCAAUAUGAGGAUAUAUCAUCUGCCUCUGAAGAGCCAGAGCCCGAACGAAAGUAUAGUUCAAUCUCUCGAAGCCCUUCACCCACUGUGGUGAAAAAAGCAAAAUCAAAUGAAAAGAAAAAGAAACCGAGAAAGGACAGUUCAAAUUCCGACACGAAAAAGAAGCAUAAAAGGAAAGGAAAGUCAUCAGGGCCUGACGAUGGUAACCGUACAACAGGAUCUCUCUCGCCCGUGUCGAAAUCAAGAUGGAAGGAGCGAACACCGUCCGACUCGACGCCAAGCAAAUCCAGAGACUCAUUUCGUCACGUUCCGAUAGUAUCCCCGCCACUGGAGGAGCCGGUAUCGCCUCCAUUACCGUGGGCUUAUAGGAAACAUUCGCCAAGCGUCAGCCCCCCCAUUUACAAGGGAAGGGAACAGCUCAAAUCAAAGUCACCUAAGAGGACUUGGUCUAAUUCACCAUUUAGGCAUAAAUCAAGAUCACCGUUUCGUUCACCACAAAAGGAAAGGAUACCACAUCAAUCUCCAGAAAGGCUACCUUCAUGGUCACCUGUACGACAGUCUCCUUUCAACAAGACUCAUAGGAGGUUGUCUCCUCCAAGGCGUUCACCAUCUCCAUACAGGAAUAUGAGAAUUAAAAGUCGUAGUCCUUCGCCCUACUGGGGGUCUCGACAGAGAAGCUUGACACCACCAGCAUAUCGAAAAUCCAGACAUCGGAGUAGAUCCUUGUCACCAUACCGUAAAAAGUACAGCCGUUCACCUUCUCCAUAUUGGACAUCAGUAAACAGGGUGCGCUCACCAAUAAGGCCUUCAAGGCCUAGGGUGUCCCCUGUCUAUAAUUCAUCAUCUCAGAAGACUUCUAGUAAGAAAGGAUAUUCACAAAAACCCUCAUCCUCAAGAGAUAGUUAUGACAGGAGGGAGAGCAGGAAUUCAGAAUCCAAACCCUCUUCAUCCUCCUCUAAGAAUAGAAAUACUGGCUUGGAGAGGGGAAGAGUACAGGACUUUGGUAGAGAUAGAAGGGACUACUCCAGUGACAAAAACAGAAAAGAGGUACCUAAAACCAUGAAGGUUCAUCAGGACUUUGGCAACUCAAAUGAUGUUAGAAAGACUAGUACAGUUAGUAAUUCCAAAGAGAAAAAGCCCCCCGCACCACUACCUAAAGCACAUAAUGAGAAAAUAGCACCUUUACCUUCUUUGAGAGCAUCAGCAGCAACUCUCCCCCCCUUGCCAUCCGACGAGCCACCUCCCCUCCCUCCAGAUGAAGAGAAGCCUCCUCCACCGCCAGCACCUGCGCUGCCACCAUUACCCCUGCCUCCGGAACUGCCUGGUUCCCCCGGGGACUCUCCUCCUGCUACCUCGCCUAAACAGCCACCAUUACCUCCUAAACAUAGCAAUGGCCCGCCUCUUAGACAGACUCCAAUGUCAAGCAGCCUGAGUGCUACCCCCGUUUCUACUCCUGAUACAACGCCUAGGACGCCUGCUGACCCAGAGUGGGGUGAGCGUUGUGUUGACAUGUUUGAUAUCAUAGAACAGAUUGGAGAAGGCACUUAUGGGCAGGUGUACAAAGCUAAAGACAAGAUCACAGGGGAAUUAGUGGGCUUGAAGAAAGUCAGGACGGACAAUGAAAAGGAGGGCUUUCCUAUUACUGCUGUAAGGGAGAUCAAGAUUCUGUGCCAGCUCAAUCAUCCUAACAUUAUCAACCUCAAGGAAAUAGUCACUGAUAAGCCAAAUGCUUUGGACUUUAGAAAGGAUAAGGGUGCAUUCUAUCUUGUAUUUGAAUACAUGGACCAUGACCUGAUGGGCCUGCUAGAGUCUGGUCUCGUCCAUCUCACAGAAGACCAUAUCAAGUCAUUCAUCAGGCAGUUAUUAGAUGGACUGAACUACUGUCACAAGAAGAACUUUCUUCACCGUGAUAUUAAAUGCUCAAACAUCUUGCUCAACAACAAGGGUGAGAUCAAGCUGGCCGAUUUUGGCCUUGCAAGGCUGUAUGAAGCCGAUGAAAGAAGACCGUAUACCAAUAAGGUGAUCACGUUAUGGUAUAGACCUCCUGAGUUGUUACUUGGUGAGGAGAGAUAUGGACCCGGCAUAGAUAUAUGGAGCGUUGGAUGCAUUCUUGCUGAGUUAUUCACAAAGAAGCCAAUAUUUCCAGCAUAUCAAGAGAUUGGUCAACUGGAGCUGAUCAGCCGUGUAUGUGGUACGCCAACCCCUGCUGUUUGGCCCAGCAUCAUCAAUCUCCCACACUUCCACAGUAUCAAGCCCAAAAGACAGUAUCGGAGAAGGAUCCGAGAAGAGUUCAACUUCCUACCAGAAGAUGCGCUUGACCUGUUUGAUGCGAUGCUGACACUGGACCCAAGCCAGAGGAUCACGGCAGAGAAGGCCCUUGAGCAUCCCUUCCUCACUGAUGUGAACCCUCACAAUAUCAUCCCACCAAGCUUACCUACAUGGCAGGACUGUCAUGAAAUGUGGUGCAAGAAACGCAAGCGCAAAGCUGGUGGACGCCUUAGUGGUGAAGAUGCAAAGCAUCAAAAGAUGGACUCACAGGCGGGAGGUGUGGAGCCUGAAGGGGACGGGCGUGGCAGCCAACCAGGUCAAGAGGGUGACCUUACUGCUUCCCUCAAGGCAGGCUCUGACUUUCCUGCAUACUCCGAGGGCCGCCCACACGAGCAGCUAGUUGAAGAUGAAGAUAGUUUGGACUACAGCCAGAAGUUGGGCUACAGCGAUGCUCACUAUAAAACGGACUAUGUGGAUGUGCAGACAAACCAGUCAUUCCACUCCUCUGAGGGGAAGGCAGAGUACAGAAGCGCGAUGAAUACUUUAUCUUACCAACGAACUGAAUCCAUCGCAGCUAGUGAUGGUGGUAAAUCGUACAGUGAGACGGCUCCUUACCACUACGAACAGCUCUCCCCCCCAUCUUCCCACCCUGAUGACUAUAAAGACAGCAGGGAGUAUGCAAGUUACGGAUAUGCACCAGAAUCUAUCACUAGUACAAGGGAAUUUGACAGGUCUGGCCUUAAUCCAGGGGAUGCAGAAAGACUGAGAUUCCGUGGCCAGUUUAGCAAUAACUAUGCAAGAGAGAAUACUGUGUACAAGCCCCGGCAGGAGUCCAGUUAUGACCGGUAUAGAGAUGGCGUGGAUGCUCAGGAUGAAACCCCUGAAGGAAGGGGGGAUUCUUUCCCACAUUGGUGACCCUUUCCUCUCGUUUGUGAUGGACAAGUCUAUUUUACAGCAGAAGUGCACCUCAAACUUCUCAUAUGGCCUUGCAUUUGUUGGUCUUAUAGUUGUUGAAUUGAAUGGAAUAUUUUUGACAUACUAUUUUGUUAAGUGCCUGUAUCAGGAGAAGGCCUACAAUGAUUCGUUCAAACGAUGCAUCCAUCAGGCUUCCUUAAUGGCGAAUUGCCAAGAUGCCAAACGUGCGCAGUUAGAUGCUUCUCGGAUUACAAUGAUUCGUUCAAACGAUGCAUCCAUCAGGCUUCCUUAAUGGCGAAUUGCCAAGAUGCCAAACGUGCGCAGUUAGAUGCUUCUCGGAUUACAAUGAUUCGUUCAAACGAUGCAUCCAUCAGGCUUCCUUAAUGGCGAAUUGCCAAGAUGCCAAACGUGCGCAGUUAGAUGCUUCUCGGAUUACAAUGAUUCGUUCAAACGAUGCAUCCAUCAGGCUUCCUUAAUGGCGAAUUGCCAAGAUGCCAAACGUGCGCAGUUAGAUGCUUCUCAGAUUACAAUGAUUUGUUCAAACGAUGCAUCCAUCAGGCUUCCUUAAUGGCGAAUUGCCAAGAUGCCAAACGUGCGCAGUUAGAUGCUUCUCGGAUUACAAUGAUUCGUUCAAACGAUGCAUCCAUCAGGCUUCCUUAAUGGCGAAUUGCCAAGAUGCCAAACGUGCGCAGUUAGAUGCUUCUCGGAUUACAAUGAUUCGUUCAAACGAUGCAUCCAUCAGGCUUCCUUAAUGGCGAAUUGCUAAGAUGCCAAACGUGCGCAGUUAGAUGCUUCUCGGAUUACAAUGAUUCGUUCAAACGAUGAUGGUGCACGUGAAUGAAAUCUCUCUAUUAAAUUAUAUGUGUAGUCCAUCACAUUUUUCUAACUCUGUUUUGUGUUUACUAGCUUCCUUUGCUUCUUUUGUAAAUAGCCAUUUGUACCACAGUGUAAAUAGCCCGCAGCCCCCGCCAUGGGAGAUGAGAAUUCGUUGGUCCGUAAAGUAUAAUUUUGAUACAAAUUGACUGGGACAGAAUUAAUUUGUGUCACUUCUUAGAAAAUAAAAGAAACUUGCUGAGAGUAUUAAAAUUUAUUUUCAUCCUU